Paramacrobiotus metropolitanus is the source of this 1329-nucleotide messenger RNA. Its product is annotated as axonemal dynein light intermediate polypeptide 1-like. Bases 132 to 1037 code for a protein of 301 amino acids. The record is from RefSeq and is a predicted model, not a curated record. The transcript has 6 exons. Lineage: Eukaryota; Metazoa; Tardigrada; Eutardigrada; Parachela; Macrobiotidae. Gene Ontology annotation, cellular component: axoneme. Gene Ontology annotation, molecular function: dynein heavy chain binding.
GCCAAAGUACUUAUAAUUUACUUUAUGGAUUCAACAUGUACGAAAACCCUUGCACCAGUACUUAUUUGCAUUAAAAACAAUCGUUGGUUCUCUAUUGAUUUGUGUACAUCCAGUAAUCUACCGUAUCUCAAAUGGACUCUAAUAGCCUGCUUAAAUCACCGGUUCCUCCGGAACACUUGGUCAAACAUGACGCGCCCGAAGUGUUGAUCGAGAAGCCGAAUGUUGCCCGCGCUGGGCUGAAGCACGGGAAGACAGCACCAGCACCCGACGAACCUGUCGACGAGCUCGGUUACUUUCUGCCCGUGCUGCCUAAGUUAGAGCGGCGCGAUAAUUACAAGACCAACAUCGCGGCGGUGGAACCGAUUCUUGACUUAAUAUUGCCACCAAGGGAAUGGGUCGACAACGGAUAUCAGUACACGCAAAAAAUCUCCCGCGUCCCGGCCAGUCGCAUGGACGUCAUCAAUCUUCAGGAGAAAUUGGAUGCCCGCCUGGAACAUCUGCAAGCGCGCGAUAGCGGGAUCUGCCCGAUCCGUCGGGAUUUGUAUUCACAGACCUUCGACGAGUUGAUUCGGGAGAUUACUCUGGAGAGUCCUGAGCGCGGUCUCAUGUUCCUGCGCAUCCGCGAUGAGAUCCGCAUGACCAUGGCGGCAUAUGAGACGCUGUUCGAGCGGGGCGUGGCCUACGGCGUGCGCAAUGCUCUGAUGUUUGAGGAAGGCAAAGGCGACACUGAAGAACAGGUGAAAGAUCUAGAAGAAUCCGAUAUCGAACUGGAGCGGCAAAUCAACGAGUGGAAAUUGAAGUGCGAAUUCCUGGAACGCAAGAACGCCGAACUGUUGGAGCUGGAUGACCGGAAACACCAUGAACUGCUUAAGUGUGAAAAACGCCCGGGAAUUUGGCUAAAGCAAAUUCUGGAUGCUGUCAUGAAUCACAGCCGUGGCGCGGAUUUCAUGGCGGGAGCACCCGCUGUUGACAUCAAAACGGAGCCGAACACCACACUGCUCAGCAGUGAAAAGCACGCCGAAGCAGAUAAACCAUAGAUCCACUUAAAAUGGCACAAAACUGCGUUAUUUCUUGUUAAUACUGUCACAAGUUACAACAACGUCUACGCACGGCAUAAAACUAUUAUCAGUCUGCUGAUAAAAAAGUCACGCUGUAUCUAUGGGCCGUCAAACGAGGCAUCUGGCUGCUGUAUUACUAGGAAGUGAUAAAGCUUUCCUAAAAAAUUGUGAAGAAUAAGACAUUGUUACGAUAACUAAACGUUUUCUCAUUUACCUGGUAUAAUGAUGACCUCGUGUUUGCCGGUCCGCAGACGAAUGGUUUUGACGUUGU